This is a messenger RNA of Neodiprion virginianus, 4317 nucleotides long. RefSeq names its product zinc finger protein 225-like. Lineage: Eukaryota; Metazoa; Arthropoda; Insecta; Hymenoptera; Diprionidae. The transcript is spliced from 5 exons. Gene Ontology annotation, cellular component: nucleus. Bases 310 to 3699 code for a protein of 1129 amino acids. Gene Ontology annotation, molecular function: zinc ion binding. The record is from RefSeq and is a predicted model, not a curated record.
UCUUCGAUCAACAGUUUGCGUAAACCAUAGACUUGCGUAAACACAAAUAACAACACUUUGGGAUUUAACAUUAACCUCAAAUUUUACGGAUUGGUGAUCAUCGGUAAUUGGACGAUGCGAUUGUGUAUUUUGUCAAAUACGGCAACGAUAACGUGGCCGGAUAAACCGCUGCCAAAAAUAACCAGCCCCGUCUUCGCAACCGAAUACGGAUCUCAGUGGCUUGAUCAAGUUAGAUGGGGAAAAUUUGACCGAUUGUGAAUGGAACAAAACAAAAUUUUAUUAAAUAUACCCUAAUACGUGGAAACGCAAAUGUCGAACAUGAGGACUUUCAUUAUAAAAGUAAAUGAGACUGAUAACGUGACGCUGGGCGAUAAUGAAGAGUUUAAAGAUUUGACGAAAAAAUUGGACGAUAAUGAUAUCCACUUCGAUGUGACGUCUAUUGAGAAAAAACUGCUGACUGAAGAUUCAGUUGUUGCCGACAACCAAAACAUAGAUAACACAGAGGUCGAGGAUGAGACUGUUGAAUUUGUACUGCCAGAUUUACCAGAAUCCGCAGCUUCGAUUAGCAAAGAUUCCAAUGCUCAGCCUAUUUGUAAUGGAUUGCUGUGCCGUUUGUGUGGUAUUAAAACUGAGGACCCAAUUCCAAUUUUCAGCAAAUUUCAAGACAUAAGCCAGAAAAUCAGUAACCUAAUUCUUGUCUCUAUUACACGUGACGACCAGUUGUCCAAGCACAUUUGUACAGCAUGCAAUGAGAAAUUGGAAGCCAUUAAUGAAUUCAUAUCCGUCUGCAAAGAAACUGAAAAGAAAUUAUGCAGUAUAACAAAAUCGAGAAGCUUACUAAGGGUGAAGCUAAAACGUAAAGCUGAUGGAAACAGGGAAAACACUAUAAUAGUUCAAGAUGAUAUUGCAAUUUAUAAAUGUCCGAACUGUAAAGUCGAUCUGAGGAUAACGAGAACUGAUGAAGCCCAGAAUUGUUAUAAUGGGCCACAGGCUUCCCUUAUCGCAACUGAUGCAUCUACGUCUCCUAAUUCCUUUGUAAAAACUAUUAAGAACAAAGCUCAUACUUCACGAAGUUGUAGUGCCAAGAAAAGAGUUGGCACGAGAUUAGGAAAAGCAUCGGGGAAAUCUGCGAAUACAGGCAUUGAAGAAAAUCAUAUCAAUGAUGUUGAAGCAAUUGGUGCGACUGUAAAUAUUUUAACGCCAUUAAAAUCUACCAGUAAGAUAAUUUGCAACGUACAUCCCGAGGAUGACGGUUCCAGCAAUAGUAUAAGCUCUAGAGAAAAAGGAAAAAUGAAACUUCGAGAUAUCAGAAAAAGAGCGCCAGUCUGCAGUGCUGUUAACGACGUGGCAAUAACGAGAAAACUAGAAUCUGAUGCAUUAGAAAAAGCUUUGUUUUCCUCGAGUUCUGAUCUCGAAGUCCCUGGUAUAACUGGAGAAUUUGUAGAGCUUGAUGCUCUGGAAGACAGCAGCAAUGAGAUUAUGAGAAAACGCGCGAAAUUUAAAUGCGAAGCAUGCGAAGCGGAAUAUUAUUCCUAUGAGAGGUACUUGUUCCAUGUAGAAAGACACGGCACCAAAAAUUUUUAUGAAUUCGUAUGCAACGUUUGUAAGGAAGAAUUUUUAACAGAAGAUGAUCUGUGGGAACAUCAUCGAUAUCAUCACUCCAAUAAUUCUGAAGGUGGUGAAACUGUGUCUGAAAACGUAAACGCUUUACAGCCAGAGAAUAAUCAACGAUGUACAAAGUCAACUUGCGAAGAAUGCGGAGCACGUUUCGUGCUUCGCGAACGUUACGAGUUUCACAUGGAGAGACAUAAAUUGGGCAAUAUCAAGAUAUUUUCUUGCAUGAUUUGCGGUAAGCAAUUCAAGAGUGAAAACAUUCUUUGGGAUCAUUAUCAGUAUCAGCAUAAAUCUGGAGAACGCAUCGCUUGCAUGACUUGCAACAAGACAUUUGUGAAACGAGCUAAUUUGAAUUAUCAUUUAAAAACAUUCGGACAUAAAGGAGGAAAACGUGUGACCAGCCAGGACCAAAUUCGACAGACUGAGACCGACGGUGAUGUUAAAUUGUCAGAUAUCAGUAAAUCUAGGCCAAAAAUAACAUGUUCAGACUGCGGAGCGCGUUUCGUCCUUCAGGAACGCUAUGAAUUUCAUAUGGAGAGACACAAAACGGGAAGGAUGGAUGUGUGCCUAUGCAUGGUGUGUGGGAGGGAAUCUACAAACGAGAACGUGCUAUGGGACCACUAUCAGUACAUGCACAAAAGAACAAAGCGAUAUGCUUGUACAACUUGCGGUAAGCUUUUCCACAAGCAGUCGUUGUUGAGCAGACACCAAGUAAAGUAUGGACACAAAGGUUCGAGAGAAAUAGAUGUUGACACCGAUGGAAACGCCCUGGCCGUUGACAGCGCUGCUUUCAAAAAAGUAAUAGCAGAAGAGGUCGUUGAAAUGAAGUCUGUAAAUUGCGUUUUAUGCGGCGAAGUCGUUUGGGGUGUAGAUCCCAACUUAAUAAACGAUGCGGUAACUUGCGCGAGCUGCGAAGGACCCGGGCUCUCGUUGCAGGUAGAUUCGGACGGAGCUAAAGUAAUAUCUCGGAGGCAGUAUCACUGCAACAUGUGCAACAAGCAUUUUACAACAAAAGAUAGACUGGAAUACCAUAUAAUGAGACAUUCUGAGAACAUGGACGAAUUCAUAUGCAGUACUUGCGGCAAGGAGUUGAGCACAGAACAAGCACUAUUCGAGCAUUACUUGUUUGUUCAUAAGGGAGCAAGGCCGCAUGUUUGCGAGUUGUGCGGAAAGUCUUAUCAGUUCAAAGCGAGGCUGAAGGAACACAUGAGGAGUCACAGCGGGGAGCGACCCUUUGCCUGUGAAAUCUGUGGACAGAGAUGCAUGACCAAUAACGCGUUGAGAUCUCACAAGAAGACACAUAUAACUGAGAAACGUUUUCCAUGUCAAAUAUGUAAGAAAGCAUUCAGAAAGAGGCAGGACUUGAACGAGCAUUUGGAAAGACAUUGGAAGAACGACAAGACGAUGAUGUUCCCCCAAGUUUUCAGCUGCACCGUCUGCUUCGAAAUGUUUCCCACGUUUAGGAUUCUAAAGAAACACAUGAAAGAAACACACAGAGUGAAAAGUCCGGACCCUAUAUUAACCGAUCUCCAACCUUGGUUCGAGUGCGAGGAUUGUCAUGAAAAAUUCAAGCAUCAAAUGUCACUGAAGGUGCACAGAGAAAGAAAGCACGAGGGAAAAAUGAGGCCAGUCUACCACUGCGACGUGUGUAACGUGACUUACAAAAAUGCUCGAGUACUCUCUAACCAUAUCAAGAACAAGCACGAGGGUGGCAAGCGGUACAAAUGCGCUCAAUGCGGUAAAGAAUACAACCAGUCAACGUCUCUGCACAAUCACAUCCUCCUUCAUACCGGAGAAAAACCAUUCAGCUGCGAGCACUGCGAAAUGACAUUCAGGACGAAAGAAUCCAGAGACCACCAUCAAAGGAAACACACCGGAGAACGGCCCUACAAAUGUCCACGAUGCGACAAAUCAUUUGCAACAACGACACAGCGUCGCGAACAUCGCAAACGUGAGCAUGACGAGGGCAAUACUCAUCACUGUCCAGAAUGUGGGAAAGCUUGCUUUGACGAACAUGGAGUAAGAAGUCAUUUGAACAUGCAUUUUAGUGAAAAAUUCAAGAAUACGCAAGAAAAUCAGACCUGAAAAAUUGGUGCUUAGGCAACAGAUAAAAUAUCCUUUAUUAGAUCAUUUCAAGUAUAUGAAUUUACGUUAAUUCUCAAAUUUUUAUACGAUAUUCGUCAAUCCGACUUGUUGGAUUAGUUUUGUAUAAAUUUCGCAGUACUAUAGGGGAUCAAAUCCAGAAUACAAAGGGAUUAUAAGAAAAAUAUUAGUGCACUCUAAUUCGACGUGCAGCGAAUUGUACUUAAUGUACAUGUUACAGUUAAUUUGGAAUUCGACUUUCCUCGUGAUAACUUAGUACUUGUAGACACAAUUUUCGACAAUCUUAUAAACAGUAUGUAUCAUUGUAGUAACUAAUCUGUUAUCUCGCGACCUGUGGCAAGGUAUUUGUAACAGUUGAUAUUGUUGUCAGGAUGAAAAUUGUCCUUGUAAAUAUAUAUGUGUAUCUGUACUUUUCCAAGUAAAAAUGAAUGCGUCAAGUUUUUUCUAAUUCGAUUUCGUCUUUGUCAGUUAAAUCGUAACGAAUGUAUCGAAUUCGAAAUUCUUCCACAGAUUGUCAGCUCGAUGAUUCGUCAAUCACGUAAUUAUUAUUCACUGGACUUUUCUAUUAGGCUGCAAAAUAAAGUAAUUUAAAGAAAUAAA